AUGUCUGAAUCCCGAAUGCGUGUGGUUAAACAUUCAAUAUUAAACGGUGAAGUGGCGUCGCGAUUAGAUCAAGUGGUCUCACAAUUAGGAGGAGCGAUACAAUCUGUCGAAACUAAUUAUGCAGAUCAUUAUAUGAUUAACUUAACAAGUCAAAGGAGCGUUCGGAAAAAAGCUGUACAAGCUGAAGAAUUAUGGCAAAAACGGGGACCGCCAAAAGCAACUGGAACAUAUUCUGAAAAACCGAAAUUACCUUUAGUGAAUCAGGUUACAAAAAUGUUGCUGUCCCAAAAUAAAUCGAAUAAACAAAAGAAACAAGUUGAAUUGCAAUCGAAUGAUAUUAAACGACCUCUUCAAAUGAUUGGAGAUAAAAAUCUAUGUUGGCUUAAUUCUUCGAUGCAGUUGACAUUAAGUAAUAGAGAAUUAUUGAACAACCUCUUAAAAUCACAAGGUGACUUGUUCGAAGACGAAUAUUAUUCGAAAGUAGAACAAAGUAUCACAUCAUAUUUAAUUCAGCUUGAAAAAACACCUUCAUCUGCUGUCAUCACUGAACAAGCAAUAAUUACUCAUAUAAAUGAUCUUCGAGAAUAUGGUCCGAAACAAUAUCAGAGUAGUACAAAUGCAUACAUCCCUAUAAUUCAGGAAGUUGAUAAAACAAGUUGUGUACGUGAUUAUCUUUCAUAUAUUCUUGUUCCAACGGUAUCCAAUUUCAUUGAUGUUGAAUUGAAUAUAAUUUCAACAUUAAAAUGUGAUU
Molecule: messenger RNA, 751 nt
Organism: Didymodactylos carnosus
Lineage: Eukaryota; Metazoa; Rotifera; Eurotatoria; Philodinida; Philodinidae
Source: the annotation of a GenBank genome assembly